This is a messenger RNA of Cladocopium goreaui, 1187 nucleotides long. The record is from the annotation of a GenBank genome assembly. Lineage: Eukaryota; Dinophyceae; Suessiales; Symbiodiniaceae.
CAAAUUAUUUUUUUUCGAUUUUCUUGCGCACUAUGGGACGCGUCAAAGGUGCCGCAGUUUUGGCAGUUGGUGGAGGACUCUGUCUUGCUCCAAGUUUCGUUCCUCUCUUGUCAAGCUCCUCUGAAGUUCGAGCUGGUGGGCAUGUUGGGCCAGAGCCGCAGACAUCCUUCAUGGCAGCUGGCCCUCGCAGUCCAGGUGCAGGCAUGCCCGUGGCCCUUGUUGGCACAGCGGCCCUGCUGGCAGUCAGAAGCACACGGAUGGUUCGGAGAGCGAAAAAAGAGAAGGAACCAGCCAGUGCUGCGGAGGAGGCGGAAAAGGUGGAAGCAGCACCCAAAGAGAGUGUAGCUGACAAGGCAGCAAAGGCAAGUGGGACUGACAGCGCAGAGGCCAGUGCAAGUGGCAGCGCAGAGGUGGAUACAACUGAAAGUCCUCCCGAGCCAGAAGAAACGAAGCCCACAGGCUUUAAAGGGGCAGUCGGUGCGUUGCCACCUCUUGGCUUUUGGGACCCUGCGAAGCUUUGCAAAAGUGAAGAAGACUUUAGGAAGUUUCGAGUUGCAGAAUUGAAGCACGGCCGAGUCGCUAUGAUGGCUGCUCUCGGUGCUGUUGUGCAACACUUUAUUACCUUCCCAGGGUUCGAUGACGUUCCCCGGGGCAUGGACGCGUUGACUGAUGGCACCGGUCUUUUCGGCUUCCUCCUGCUUGUCGCUGGAUCAGGAUACUUGGAGCUGGAGCAAUGGGAUCAGAAAGCAGAUGCAGAGCCUGGAAACUUCGGUGAUCCUCUUGGCCUUGCUGAGAAGAAGAUCGGAGGGUACGAUGAUGAGUGGCGAAACAAGGAGCUGAACAACGGCCGCUUUGCAAUGUUCGCAGCAAUGGGCAUCAUUCUUGCGGAGAACGAGACAGGUUUGGACGCAGUAGAGCAGAUCUUUGGAAUCUGAGGGCCUAGAUUUUUAACGGCGCGCGGCCUGCCAAAGAGGCCUCCGAGACAUCUCUAGACCAAGAUCAGCCUGAGUCUCCAAACACAAAAUUUGUAGAACAAUGCGAGAGAUACGAAAGCAUCAAAGCACAUUCUCCGAGUGAGAAAAGAUCAGACAUGUUUUGUAAAUCAGAAAGAUUUGGUUUGUUCACUUCCGAGUCUGCGGAGAAGAUGGACGUGGACAUACGUGGACCAUGUUUUCUGGUUCGAAAAA